Somion occarium is the source of this 3700-nucleotide messenger RNA. The record is from the annotation of a GenBank genome assembly. Lineage: Eukaryota; Fungi; Basidiomycota; Agaricomycetes; Polyporales; Cerrenaceae.
AUAGGCGUGCUUCAAACAGGCUAGUUGAGCAGAUGGAUAACAGAACUUGACUCAGUGAUCGACACGGACCGCACGCGUACUCACGCCGCACGGGCACAAUGCCUUUCUCUAGUCAGUCAUAUGAUACAGAUUCGCAACAGAAAUCUUUCCUUUAUGCUUCGAUUGUCACCAUGCGGCAAUGGCUACAGUGCUUUCCCGUUUCAUAGUUUGCUUCCAGGCCCGGGCUGUACUAGUACACGAUGGGAGGACAAUUAUACCUCAUACCUUGCUUGUGGCAUACCCAAAGUAGUGUAAACAAGUGCUGACCAUGAAGCUCAUUGAGGCGUCACAGUCUUUCGGGCGAUCUCAUUGAUGCAGUCUUCAUUCUCUUUCUUUUCCAUCUUCACUAUUCGAUUCGCUGAGAACCGUUUAUGGCAUGCAAUGCAGACCACUUUGUGAAGUCACUUGAACAGAAUGUCAUAGCCAAAAUAUGUGUCAAUAUGUGAAGUCUAACACGAGGGCUAUUGUGCAUUGUGCACAGGAUCGCCCGCACCGCUAGUUUCUCGAGCUUCUCUGGCCAUCACAUCCUUUUCUCGGCUGUUACUUGUCGCCGUUACUUGAUUACCUCUUGAUCUGAACAUUCGACCCAGUUAUGCCUGUAUUGAAACCUUUCUUUGGAUCGCCGCCUCUUCCCGAAGGAAUUGAGCAAGAUAGCCAACGUGGAGAUGAUGUUCAACUACUGCAGUUGCCCCCAAUCAUUCCCGAGCCCCCUCUGUUCCCUUGCCUCAACGAACCCGCCGCCACGUCCAGCUCGAUUCAUCCUGAAAGAAACGUUGUAGAAAGCUCAGCAGUGGGGUGGUCUGGACUGCAGGAAGUAUCUGUGAUACAUGCAAGCAGUCGCAGUACUGCUCCACCUCUAGGCAAUCUCCUAGGUCUUCACCGACGUCGUGAACCUCAAUAUCCUGACGACGCGUCAGUGGCCGCAAGUGAUGGAGUGGAUGAAGAUGACAUUGAUAGAUCGUCUGAGGUAGCCCUACUCGAUGAUGCGUCGGUCUUUGGUGAUAACGUGGCUGCGGAUGAAUGGGAACAAGUUAUCAAAGAGGAUAAAUUGACUGCUCGUUUUCUUGUCAUCACGCCUCAUGUCAAGUUUAUGUUCUUGAUCUUGGAGAUGCUUGCGGGCGGCAUCGUUCUCAUCGUCCUUCCUUAUUGUUUCCCUGACGGUUGGCAAAUGAAUGAGAUGUUAACCCAAGACAGCCUCAUAAGCCAUUACUUAUGCGGUCCUCAUCUCCAAAUGAUCAUCUUCAUGGUCGUUAUCUCAGCUUUGAAGAAAGAAGAUUCGGAUGCCCGAAAGCACCAGCCUCUCAUGGACUUGAUGAAAGGCAAUGCCAAGGCCGAUCAAACGCUUUUACUCGAUUACACUAGUCAAAACCCUUUCUCCGCGUUGUAUAAUUCCCUCAAAAAUCGGCAUUGGCAAGUUUCGCUAGGUGUGAUCGUUGGUAGUCUCGCAACGUUGUUGAAUCCGUUGACUGGGGCUAUUCUGAUCAUGCAGCCUCAUUGGUCUAUGGGUCCGCAUAAUACCACGAUGGGUUAUAAAACCAUUGGGUUGAACGAAGGCCCGAGUUUUACCGACCUCACAGCCUUCUUGAACGCUGCAAACUAUGCCAUUGUUGAUAUUACAUUCGGUGUGGGAGAUCCUCAUUGGGUUCAUCAAGGCUAUGCCAUCGCAGACUUCGAACUCCCAAAGGUUGCCAGUGGAAAUGGGACACUUCAUGCAGAGACAAUUGCUAUCUUUCAGGAAUCCGGUUGUAUAGGAUAUGAUGCUGGAUCUAUGAAUAUGAUUCCAUUCCGCAACAAGACCGGUUGGGCGAACAGCGUUAGCUUUCAUAAAUGCGAGUUUCAGUGGUCUGUCGAGGAUUCCGCUAAAGACCUUUAUGGCGUUGGUACGAUUCCAUACCAGUCAGACUGCAAGUCCUCCGUGACGCUCCCGCAAGAACAUCAACCUGUCGUAUUCUGGUUCUUCACACAUUCCCCUCGGCCAAUGUUAGACGCCGUGAUGUGUACACCGGCUAUGUCCGUUUGGAGUGUCGUUGCCGAUGUCGACCUCUAUACCGGGAAGCUCACCGGGAUUCACAGAAAUGCAUCUUUAGCUUCUUCCUCUUUUCUUGAUGUAGAAUCUGACCAUGUCGAACAGCUCGCUUCUUUGAGAAACCUAUCUGGAUACCCAAUGUAUGGCCGUGCCUACAACGGGGUGUUCUUUGGUAUGAACAUCACCGAUACACUCGUUCAAGAGAGGCUUGAGGGGUUGCAAAUGGUGUUGCCUGCUGCGAUGUAUAAGGCUGCUAGAUUGAGCGAACAAGGUUUGAUAGGUGCAUUUCGGAACGGUUUCGCUGGAUUCUCUAACAGAAUCUAUGGCAUGUAUCUGUCCAUCAUGGCUCGAUCCAUCUACUUUGUCGAUACCUCUCAACCCAUUCCAAUCCCAAUCCGCAUCUCAGCCCCUCGUCUUCGCCUCACGCCUCGGCGCAUCCCAUGCAUCAUACUCGGAAUCACACUUAUCAUAAGCGCGAUCCUCGCACUCAUACUCAAACUUCUCUCCUUAGGCCCUCGUUCCAAACUUGCGAUCGGAGCUCCUUUGGGUACUUUAGCUUCGUACAUGAGUUUAGGGUUAGAUAACCCUUUACAAGAGUACCUGUUGGAGAAGAGGAAGUUGGGUGAGGAUGAGCUGGGUGAAGAGUUGAAGAGGAUGAGACUUGGGUUUGGGUAUUAUGUGAAUGGGACUAGGAGGAUCGUUUGUCAGAAAAGUGGGGUCCCCAUUGAGAAAGGGCUUUUCGAGAGAGUUGGGGAAACGUUACUUCAUUGGAAGGAUAGGGUUUGGAAGGGGCCUGGAAAGAUGGAUGUGAAGGGGAAAGGUAAGGCGCUGCCGGAACGAAAGAGGGACUUGGAGGAAGGCGAUCCGGCUUUGGAGGCUCUCAAGCUCAGGAAAGAAGAUAGGCCUUGUUGGAUUUGUCUGGCCGGUCGCUGUAUGACUUGUAGCCAACCUGUGCUUUCAUUUCCUGAAUCACAGGCUCAAGGUCAAGGUCAAGGUCAAGGUCAAGGUCAAGGUCAAGGUCAAGGUCAAGGUCAAGGUCAAGGUCAAACUGGAUCCCGCUGUGCCGACUUGGAUGAUCAUGAAGGCAAAGUCGAAGGAUGGCUUAAAGGCGUUCCUGUCCCUCGUUGUGCUUGCAAGGCGAAGAUCGAAAGGCUUGUUGCGCUUUCGCGUGCUGCUGAGAUGCGUUCGUCGAUGUCGACUGCGGUUGAAGACUCUUCGGCUUCUAUGGGGCCGUAGACUGCUUGGAUUUCAAAAUCGAUUUCAUCGUCAGGCCUCAAGUUUAACUUGCUCUUUCUUGUGGCGAUUGGGUAUUUGCUAUCACAUGGCCCGGUCUUCCGUCACAAGCUCAUUCAUCGUUAUAUGAGACCAUGCUGUCUGCGAACUGUUCUCCUGCACCUCUACCUACGCUCUACUGACACCCCAGUUACGCUCUACUUACGCUCUACUCUCAUGGACUACAUGUGGAUCUCCAUCGAUUUCAAUUCUCUUAGACUACGGACGUCUCAUGCUACACUAUUCUUAUAUCAUCCCUGAAAUGUUGCAUAUGGACAUUGUAUUCGCACGUUGCAUGUCUCGUGUCUCGUGUCAAAUAGUCUUGAUUCGAUUGAAAUUUCAUAUUUGUCGGGGGUUUAUGCG